Messenger RNA from Vicia villosa (hairy vetch), 432 nucleotides. RefSeq lists its product as uncharacterized. Gene Ontology annotation, molecular function: DNA-binding transcription factor activity, RNA polymerase II-specific. The transcript has a single exon. Lineage: Eukaryota; Viridiplantae; Streptophyta; Magnoliopsida; Fabales; Fabaceae. The record is from RefSeq and is a predicted model, not a curated record. Bases 1 to 432 code for a protein of 143 amino acids.
AUGGUGCCCCCCGAAGCUGUUGUAAAGGUUUCAGAUAAGGUGAAUGACAAUGCUAGGCCGGAUGAGGUGAAGGACGAGGUUAAAAUGAUUGAUGUCGAGAUAUAUGUUCGACAAAAAUUUAUAAAUGAUCAAAUUUUCAAUGAUCGUCAACAUAUGCUUGAAUGGGUCCGAAUGGAAGCUAGCAAACUCGGGUUUGGCGUUGUGAUUGGAAGUUCCAACAAUGACACUAGUAGAAGGCAAACAUUUGUAACAAUGAGAUGCAAGAGAAAUGUAAAAUAUGUUCCAAAAAUUCGGAAGUUAAAACAUGCUGACACCAGAUCGAGAAAAUGUGAGUGUCUAUUUAAAUUGCGCGGAUAUUGUACGGUGGAUGAUAUCUGGCAGUUUGAUGUCAUUUCUGGUAUACAUAAUCAUGUGCUGGUCACCAAGCUUUAA